This is a messenger RNA of Helobdella robusta, 1023 nucleotides long. RefSeq lists its product as hypothetical. Bases 1 to 1023 code for a protein of 340 amino acids. The record is from RefSeq and is a predicted model, not a curated record. Lineage: Eukaryota; Metazoa; Annelida; Clitellata; Rhynchobdellida; Glossiphoniidae. The transcript is spliced from 4 exons.
AUGAAUGCCGAGUUAUACUGUGGUGAAUCAGAAAAGUUUGUGCCAGAUUAUGUAAGUGCAUCGAAAUACUGCGUUUCAACUGGUGGUAAGGUGGUGGAAAUUAAAAAUGAAAAACAGCAGAACGAUGUCGAACAAUUUUUAACUUCACAUGGAAAAAAUUUGCAUAAAGAUUUCUACAUCGCUCUUCGAAGAAAAGAUUUAACUGAAGAUAAAGCUUUUUCGGUCACAAACGCUGGUUUUGAGACAGUUGAACAAGCCAAAUCAUGGUACGAAGCUCGAAAUUAUUGCAUCAACAGAGGUGGUGAUCUUUUGACACUUAAUGACAAAGUUGAUUUGAAGGAUUUGAAAGUUAACGAGAAUUACUGGAUUGGAUAUUCAAGAAUCAGAUGGUACUGGACGAGUGAACCAGACUAUUUUACCAGUUACACAAACUGGGGGCAAGAACCAUAUUCGCCUGAAUAUGGUGACGAUGAAAAAUGCACGAAAAUGUCAAUAACGACUAACAAUUGCAAAAGAUGCUCGAAGUAUGAGAAAAUUGAGCUGCCCCUGACUGCCAAAACAAGCAACAUCCCUACUAAGGCUAAAACGGACAGCAAAAAAUCCAAAAAAGUUCAAUAUAAUGUUGUAGAGAAUGUGAAUGACGGAAAAACCAAUGUUAAUUUGGACAACGGGAUUCACACUAGUGGCAAAAAAGACAAACGCGCAACAGCUGAAGUUUCAACCAAAAACGGCCCUUCAAAUAUUAACCCUAUAUACGCCGAAGUCGUUAAACUGAAACCGAAAAAGAAAAAUCAACCAGCUCCAGAAGAGGAGAAACCUGCAAAUUUAGUGUACGUAUCUAUUGAUUUCGAAGACUUUAAUAAACAAAAGAAAGCCAAAAUGCCUUUGAAAGAAGAUGAUGAAAUGAAAGUCGAAAACGUUUCGUUAACUGCAGCUCCUUCAUCUGCUGUUGCAGCGCCAACUGAAGCUACUGUCAUCGCGCCAGCUGCAGUGCCGGCUAAACCCUCAAGAGUAAACUUGUAA